CUGCCUCCUUCCGCGGCCCUCUCUUCAAUAGCUAGCUGAAGAAGCUGCACCCAACUGGCAUCUCUCUCCCAUGGCGGCUCCUCACCAGCAGACCAAAAUCUCCCUUCUCGUUUCAUUGCUGUUCUUCGCCUCCACGUCUCCCAUUUCUUCCGAAAAGGUUUCUUUGGAUCUGUACUACGAAUCCCUCUGCCCUUACAGCGCCGAUUUCAUAGUCAAUUACUUGGCCCAAAUCUUCGAAAAUGGGAUAAUCGACAUUGUGGAUCUCACUCUUUAUCCAUGGGGUAAUGCUAAGCUUCAUUCAAACUCAUCCUCUUUCACAUGCCAGCAUGGCGCGGCGGAGUGUUUCUUGAACACUAUAGAGGCUUGUGCCAUUGAUGCCUGGCCAGAUGUGAAAGAACACUUGCCUUUCAUAUAUUGUGUGGAAAGUCUGGUCUACAACGGAAAGUAUACUCAGUGGGAGACAUGUUAUGAGAAAUCCGGCAAGGAUCCGAAGCCAGUUUCUGACUGUUAUGCCACCGGGAGGGGUAAGGAGCUUGAAUUGUGCUAUGCAGCAGAUACAAAUGCCCUUGAGCCCCCUCAUGAGUAUGUGCCGUGGGUUGUCGUGGAUGGGCAACCCCUAUAUGAGGAUUAUGAGAGGACUUUAAGCUACAUCUGCAAAGCUUACAAAGGAACUACCGAGAUAGCCAUUUGCAAUGAAUUUCGUGCUCAAGAUGGUGGGAUGAUUAGGUUUGUGACUAAUCCAUUCCGAUAUACGAAGAGAACUACACAGUUAUCAACCAUAAUUUCAGUCGCAACAUCUUUCGUGAAACAAGCUAAACAGGUUUUGUUAUCAGCUUAAGCUAACACGCCUUCUCUUGCGUUAAUGUUGUUGCUUCAUGACGUACCUUUGUUGCAAGAAGAUAAAUUUUAUUGGGAUUCUCUAUUCUCUAUUUCCUGAAGAAAAAAAAUCAUUUGAUAUUUCUUGACAAACCCAUUGUUAACCAAAUAUUAGCACUUGAAUUGUUAUCAAUCUUGGUAUAUGAAACUCAUUUGAUUAACAGCUGAAGUAAACCCCCCAUCCAAUACAAGAUUGUGUCCUGUGAUGAAUCCAGAAUCCUCACUAGCCAGAAACAGCACUGCUUUUGCCACAUCUUCCAUUGUCCCCCCUCUCCCGACCAAGAGACUCCCCCGUUCUCCGACAAUUUCCCCCACUUCCUCCGCCUCCACGUCCACCUUCCCAAGAAACCUCCGGAACGCGCUCAAAAGCAUCUCCGACGGGAUGCCAUGUGGCGAAAUGCAGUUCACCCGGAUCCCGUGCUGCCCCAGCUCGCACGCCGCGCUCCUCACCAGCCCCAAGAUGGCUGACUUUGACAAGGAGUACGGGUGCGAGGCCAGGCCGCCCAUGACGGCAGCCGAGCUGGAGGAGCAUAUGAUUGUUCCUCCGCCGCCGGCCCCCACCAUGGCCCGCGCCGCGUGUUUGAUUCCGUGGACCACCCCGUUGAGGUUCACAGCCAGGAGACUCGCCAGCUUGUCCAUUUUGAGGUUCAUGAUGCUCCCGCAGGGACCCGCUACCCCGGCGUUGUUGAACAUGAUGUCUAGCCUCCCUCUCCAUUCCAGCGCAAGCUUGACGGCGGAUUCGACGUCAGAUUCCUUGGAAACGUCGCAGUGGAUGUAUCGCCCCCCGAUGGAUUCCGCGAGUGGGGCCCCUAGGUCGUCCAGUAUGUCGGCAAUGAUGACAUCAGCGCCGUUUUUGGCUAGUAGCCUUGCUGUUUCAGCCCCUAUCCCUCUUGCUCCACCAGUAAUGACCGCAACUUUGCCAUUCACAACUAACCUGAGAGAAUCCAUUGCUGAUAGAGCUUAAGAUUAUGUUAUUCUUUGGGAAUAACGUUUUCAAUUAACAGUCAGUGGGCGUUACUAUACGCAUUUGGCAAAUGGCAAUGCAAGGAGCUGAGUGCCUAGAGGACGAUUGUCCGGUCAGUGCUGCGAAGUCCUCAGGG
Messenger RNA from Cuscuta campestris, 1976 nucleotides. The record is from the annotation of a GenBank genome assembly. NCBI's taxonomy places the organism in Eukaryota, Viridiplantae, Streptophyta, Magnoliopsida, Solanales, Convolvulaceae.